AUGGAGUCGGACCGCCUCGCGCGCGCCUGCGGUCAAGGCCCUGUCCUUGCCUCACACUCCGCAUCGAGCUCACCACUCCAAGCCGCGCGCACGAUCCCCGCCCCCGAGCCGACCUUCCCCAGCCACCUCAUCCUGGCCCCCGCGUCGAAGGUGCCCGCCCCGGAGCCCUCACCAGCACUGAGGAGUUCGAAGCCAUGGGAGCACCCCGAGUCCGCAUCCAUCGGUGGACCAUGGACAGGGCGGAUACGCGCCCGCUCCGUGCGCGCAGGCCCGCGCAAAUCGCCGUCGCCGUGCCCUCCACGCCCGCGGGCGUCGAGCCAACCGGCCGUGGUGCCAGUCUCCGCGCCGAGCAACCCCCGGUCGGUGCUCUGGAGCCUCCGGGAGGUUCUCGAGCAAGGCGGCGACGAGCGCCCGCUGGACGAGUGCCUGGACGUGCAACGCGUGCUCGACAAGUGGGCCGCGCACCAGAAGCAAACGCUGUGGGCUUGGCGGGGCACGGGCGCUGAGGCCGGCCUGGACCCGCGUUCGGACGUUGAUACGAGGAUCUUCGGAGCCCCGGUCAGCGUCGCCAUCCGGAGAAGUUCGAUGGUCACGGUGCUCGGAGGGUACCAGCACCCCAUCCCUUGGGUGGUCUAUGCUUGCGUUGAAGAGUUGAACCGCACCGGUAUCUACCAGCCAGGCUUGUUCCGCUCCGCGCCACAUCGGGGCCGGCUGGCCAAGCUCAUCGCCGAGUUCGAUAGCCCUGCGUCACCCGCCUCAUCGUCGCCACCGAGCGGGCAGACCUCUCCCGCCGGUGACUCUGCCCGCCUCUGCCCGCCGCCCCUCACCCCGACGUCCUCCUGCUCUUCACGUACGUCCCUGCGCAAGGAGAGCACGGCCGAUAUUGGGGCACUCCUCAAAAAGUAUCUCGACGAGAUGCCGGAGCCCCUUCUGGACGAGAACCUCGUUUCUGCCCUACAUGAGGUCUGCGUCGUGCCGACCCUCCGCCAACAAGAGUCAUCAGCAGCGACCACAGACGGUGACGGUGACAUGCAAAUGGUCGACGCACGUACGGUCUGCAAAGACUACUUCUCGGUCCCGUCCGGAUCUUCCUCUGAGGCUCAUCGAGCGCACUCCGCGCCGCCUUUUGCGCUCUCCUCACACAUGCUCAUGACUCCCUCUGAACGCCAGCGUGCGGCUCUCUCCGCCGAGUCCACCCAAGUCGCUGCUGCCCAACACCUCCUCCGUCUCGCGCCUCCACCCCAAUGCGUCCUCUUCGCGUACUUGCUCGCAUUCUUCACUCAGCUCCCGCUCUCGCCCGACAACGGGCUCACCCUUGACGAUGUCGCUCGCAUGUUCGGACGCUCGCUUGCCGGGGGUCCUCUCGGUGUGCGCAGCGCGGUACUCAUGUGGAUUCUCGAGCGCUGGGCUCGCGUCUCGGAUGGACUAUUCGACAUAACGUUCGGCGAGGACGCAGGUGAAGAUGAGCCGCACCCCGACCUCGACCUCGGCGUGCAGCAGGGUUUCAACACCACUCCCGAGGGCACGCGCAGCGAGCCCAUCUCGCGCGCGUUCACGGCAUCGCCCAUCCCGGUGGACGCGUCUAUCCGUUCGCCCUCCUCCACUACUUCGCCACGCGCCUCGUUGGUGCAUCACGACUCGACGCCGCGCGGGGACGUACAUGGGUCGAGCAUCCUCACGUUCUGCGAGGAGGACUCGCACGCGCAGUAUGUCUUCCCGCGCGCGCACUCCGACUCGGUCUCGACCUCCUCGGACGGCUCCGCGUCGACCGGAGAUAGUGAGGGCACCUCGCACGAGCUUCGUACGCCCUUCAGCGCGGACUGCUGCUCUCUCCCGGCGUAUCACGUUCAGUCCCCGCACCACUACACGCCUCAAGGCUCUCCAGAGGCGUACGCAUUCCCGCCGUACGAAGGCGUCCGCGCCUCAGGUGGCUUUGGCUUCGAGGAGGACGCGUACUCGCGCGGCCGGUUCUUCGCAUCACAGCAGCAACAGGAGGAGCACCACGCCAAGCUCGAGGCAAAUUCCGGGCGGCUCGGGCAUGAGCAUUCAGGCGUCCAUCGUCGGCAGAAUCGAUAG
Epithele typhae is the source of this 2076-nucleotide messenger RNA. RefSeq lists its product as uncharacterized. Gene Ontology annotation, molecular function: GTPase activator activity. NCBI's taxonomy places the organism in Eukaryota, Fungi, Basidiomycota, Agaricomycetes, Polyporales, Epitheliaceae. Gene Ontology annotation, cellular component: cell cortex. The transcript is spliced from 4 exons. Gene Ontology annotation, biological process: regulation of fungal-type cell wall organization; signal transduction; activation of GTPase activity. The record is from RefSeq and is a predicted model, not a curated record. Bases 1 to 2076 code for a protein of 691 amino acids.